Messenger RNA from Beauveria bassiana ARSEF 2860, 1665 nucleotides. Its product is annotated as pyridoxal-dependent decarboxylase. Bases 1 to 1665 code for a protein of 554 amino acids. Gene Ontology annotation, biological process: carboxylic acid metabolic process. NCBI's taxonomy places the organism in Eukaryota, Fungi, Ascomycota, Sordariomycetes, Hypocreales, Cordycipitaceae. The record is from RefSeq and is a predicted model, not a curated record. Gene Ontology annotation, molecular function: pyridoxal phosphate binding; carboxy-lyase activity. The transcript has 3 exons.
AUGGACAACCUCUUUGACAUUGCCGCGCAAGAACGGCGCUUCGCCCAGCGCCACGCCCCCUCCUCCUCCUCCUCUUCCUCCGCGCCUCCCACCCUCCCCGCGCUCACCACCAUCCGCGCCGCCGAGGCCUCUCUCCCGAACCCCUCAUCACCGUCCUACCUCGCCGGCGCCACGCCCUCGGCCGUCGCCUCCCACAUUGCCCGCGACAUUGCCCCCGCGCUGACUGGUCAAAACGCGUCCUCGCGCUACCUGGGCUUCGUCACCGGCGGCACCCUCCCGCUCGCCGAGUGGGCCGACAAUGUCGUCUCGGCGCUCGACCAAAACGUGCAGGUGCACCUGCCGACGCAGACAGUCGCCACGGCCGUCGAGGAUGCCGCGCUCGAGAUGCUCGCGCGCGUGCUGCGGCUGCCGGACACCUGGCGCGGUCGCACGCUCACCACCGGCGCCACGGCUAGCAACAUUCUUGGGUUGGCGUGCGGCCGCGAGCACGUCAUCGGGAAGAAGCUUGCGGCGGGGGCCGGCGAUGAACAGGAGGAGGAAAGAAGAAGAAGAAUCGCGGCGGUGGGGGAGAUGGGGCUGCUGGCGGCGGCGAGGGCGGCGGGCGUAGACGAGAUUCAGGUGCUGACGAGCAUGGGCCACAGCUCGCUCGGCAAGGCGGCGAGCGUCGUGGGGUUGGGCCGGCGAGCCGUCAAGGAGCUGCGGCUGUCUGAGGCGGAGCCGUGGCGGUUCGACAUUGACGCGGCAGAGGCGGCGAUGCAGAGGCCCGGCGUGGCCACGAUCCUGGGCAUCAGCGCGGGGGAGGUCAACACGGGCCGGUACGCGCUGCAGGGCAUCGACGAGUGGAAGCGGGUGAGGGCGCUGGCGGACCGAUACGGUGCCUGGAUUCACGUGGAUGGAGCAUUCGGCGUGUUUGCGCGUGCGUUGGAGCAGACGGACCAGUACAAGGUCCUGCAUCAACGCCUCGACGGCAUCGAGCUCGCCGACAGCAUCACCAUUGACGGGCAUAAACUUCUCAACGUGCCCUACGACUGCGGCAUGUUCUUCUGCAAGUCCUCCACCAUUAUGCAAUCCGUCUUUACCAAUCCCGGCGCCUCAUAUCUAUCCUCCAGCGCCACUAUCACUACUAGUGAUGAUAUCCCGUCACCCCUCAACAUCGGUCUCGAAAACUCGCGCCGCUUCCGCGCGCUCCCCGUCUACGCGGUGCUCCUCUCCGAGGGCCGCCCGGGCCUCGCCGCGCUGCUCGGCGCCAUGACGCAGCUAUCCCGCGCCAUUGCCGCGUUUCUGCGCGACUCCCCCGACUAUGAGCUGCUGCCGGAGGAAAAUGAUGGCGCCGCCAACGACGCAAAAGAAGAAGAAGAGGAAAUUUUCAUAUCGGUGCUGUUUCGGGCAACAAACGCGGCGCUCAACGAGACGCUGGUGGCGAGGAUAAACGACACGCGGCAGCUGUACGUCAGCGGGACGACGUGGAGGGGUCGAAAGGCGGUGCGUAUUGCCGUGUCCAACUGGCGCGUCAACGCGGAGAGGGAUGCGGCGGUCGUGCGGGAGAUUUUGACGUGUGUCGCCCAAGGUCGGGAGUUUGAUCUCAGUAAUUGCCAAGGAUAUACCAAGGAGAGGCAGAACGAGCACAAUGUGGAAAUGGUGAGAAUCGAGAAAAAAUCGGGUUGA